Molecule: messenger RNA, 2439 nt
Organism: Strongylus vulgaris
Lineage: Eukaryota; Metazoa; Nematoda; Chromadorea; Rhabditida; Strongylidae
Source: the annotation of a GenBank genome assembly
AUGGACCCGCUUUCGGCGGAACAUGCGAAUGGCCGCUCGUCCAGCUGGGUUGGAUUCGACGAAAUUUCUAUGACUUCUCCCGUUGCCGCACAAUCCGCGCAAGCUCAAGGAUUUCGUCCUGGAAGUGUGGACCCUUACGACGGUCGCAACAGUGUCGCCACUGAGGAAAGACUCGAGUUGGAGGAUAACGAGAGGACCGUCGUCACUCCCUUGCCAACAAAAGAAGUUAUUGCCGAUCCGUCUUCUCUCAGUCAAGCUCCCGUAGUUGACGCUUCACAAGAGUAUCAUGAUAAACGUCCUGUCAUAAUGACCAGGGAUGUGGACCCUAUUCGAGGCUUUGUUACACAGGGAGGAAUCCACCUAGUAAACAGUAAGAUUGUCGCUACGAUUUAUCCGGAGAACACAAUGUGUUCAUGGGUGAUUCCACCUCGUUACGAUCCAUAUUCUAUACCAUCCGUGUUGGCUGCUGAAGGUCUCACGGUGCGUCUUUUAUUUUACUCAUUGUUCAAGGCUUACGCGAAGUCACUUCAGACAUAUCAGGUGAAAUUUCCCCAAGAAUUGCAAUGCCCAAACUUCGGAGAGGUUGCUUUUUCCUUUCAUUACAUCGACUCCAUGGAAAUGUGUGCUAUUGAUUCAAAUACCAAGGAACUAAGUGAAAAUAGAUCUUGUAAAGAACAACUCUUCAUUCGUAUACUUAAUCUACGUUUACCAGCGCUAAAAUCAAAUGAACAUUUUCCUGAGUUCCAUGAGUCCAUAGAUGUGGUUCGUGGGUGCAGUCAUUGUAGCAUAGUAAUACAAGUGUAUCAAUUCUAUGUGAAAAUGGCAUAUUUUAGCUUUUCCUCUCUCUAUUCUCGUCUUGUGGCCUUUUGGAUGACGCUAUCUAUCGUUAUCCUUCUUGUCGUGCUUUUCGCCAAUUCCGAAGGUGGAAUUUUGGUGAUGUCGUUCUGCUUGUUCUGGUGUGUGAUGCUGUUUGCUGGCAUUAUUGCAUGCGCAAUUAUUCGAAAACAGAUUCGUAUUGGCCUCCGACACUGUGUUCAAUCCGCGAACAAGGUGCUCAUUAAAAACAAUAUGAUAGCUGGUGUCGAGGAUAAAGGACAGCUAAGCUGUCACAAAGUUGUUAUUCACAUGAUGUGGUUCCGAUUAGAAGACUGCCUUCCUGACAUUGAGAGACUUAUUCGGAUUGAGGCCAGUGGUGGAGCUGUGGUAUUUGGUGGCGGAGCACAUACUGCACCCGCAAAGGAAAUGACUAAAAAGGAGAUCGAGGAAAAGGCGCGACAUCUCAUACUUAAGUACAGCCAGCAGUACGUAAAGGAUUCUGCUAGGUAUCGUCUCAUAUUUCCUACCAGACCCGCCCUUGGAGUGAGCGACUACACUCCGAAACAUUGCCCUAAGCAGUUAUGUUUAUGUCAGUACAUCGAUAAGAUAGCAGCGUCCGAGUUGAACUUGAAAGCGGUGCUUCUGAAUGGGCAAUCUUUCAGGUGGCGAAAUAUUGGAGACUCCUACUAUGGGGUUGUGGAAGGCUUACUGUUUUAUAUGAAGCGUCUGGAUAAUGAUCGAGUUGAAUGGUCUUGCCUUGGUCGCGCUGCUAGAAGUGUGAACACAGAUGCUGGAACAAAGCUUUACAAAUACCUUCAGUUGGAAGUCUCUCUUUCUGAAUUAUGGGACGAUUGGUGUUCACGUGACAAACUAAUGACAGAGCUCAAGAAUAGAGAGGAGUUACAUGGCAUUAGAAUACUUAGACAGGAGCCAUUUGAAACAUUGAUUGCAUUCAUCUGCUCUGCUAAUAACAAUAUUUCGAGAAUCUCCAGUAUGGUGAACAAACUGGCGAAGCUCUACGGUGAUCCGAUUGUUCUCGAUUUACCGUCACAAUAUGUUGAUCUGCUUGAAGAGUUUCCUGAGCUGGGCUAUGCGUUCCCAACAUUAUCUCAACUGGUUACAGUUCAGGAAGAGUUGACAGCUGUGUUGCGCCAGCAUUUGUUCGGGUACAGAGCUGACUAUGUGAGCGAAAGUAUCCGAAAGCUAAGCAAGAUGCCUUCGAAUGCUCUUGAUGAUCUUCCUAGUCUUCCUCCUGAUGAGAUUCGUCAAACUCUUCGCGACUUUCCUGGGGUGGGUCCCAAGGUUGCUGAGUGUGUAGCGCUGAUGUCGCUCGGUCAGAACCAGUGUGUUCCCAUCGAUCGACAUAUCACCAAAAAGUACUUUCUGCCAAAAUUAAAGGACUGCAGCUUGAGUGACAACCUUAAUCGCCAACUUAUGCACUUCUACGAAGAGAAAUUUGGAGCUUACGCUGGUUGGGCCCAAGCUGUGCUGUUCAAUCAACAACUUGAGAAAUUCGUUUACACUCCUACCUCGGAGAAACUGACUAAACCCCUCAAAGCUAUUGUACGCGCGAAAACUCUGAAGAAGACUGUGAUUAAGAAAACUAGAAAGAAUAAGAACUGA